AUGGCCCAGACCAGAUCCCAAGACAAGAAGCCGCCUGCCGCUUCGAAGAAGCCUGGCCAAGCCACCAAAGCGACGGUCAAGUCAUCGACCAAGCCGACGGCAGCUUCCAAGAAGCCUAGCAAAGUCACCAAAUCGACAGUCAGGCCAUCUACCAAGCCAAAGACGAGGCAGACUACCAAGUCGAGUGCGCAGCCCGUGACUGAGCCGACUCGCGCGCCCAAGUCGAACAGGAGGACCAGCUAUAAACUGCUUUCCCCCCAUGCCGAGAUGAGACUGAGAGGCCUGGCGGGUUUUCUCUCGUCAUCCUACCCGCUGGGACAACAGGUAGAGAUCUAUGCCGCCCGCAUUGCGUUGUUGCAGAAUGAUAUGAAGAGUGAUUACCAUGCUAUCGGCUUAGCUAGCUUUGGAUUGGAUCAGACGAAGAGGGUCUUGCGAAAUUUUGCGAAGGACUACUACAGAGAUCUGGAGGGCGGCACUGCCAAUGUCUAUGAGCCUGAGAAUAUGGAGGAGUAG
Messenger RNA from Fulvia fulva, 513 nucleotides. RefSeq lists its product as uncharacterized. The record is from RefSeq and is a predicted model, not a curated record. Bases 1 to 513 code for a protein of 170 amino acids. The transcript has a single exon. Lineage: Eukaryota; Fungi; Ascomycota; Dothideomycetes; Mycosphaerellales; Mycosphaerellaceae.